AAGUUACUGCAUAAACAAUGGGGAGCACGGGACACUUGUCAAAUGGGAAAUUAAAUUUGAAUUUAUUACGUGAUUAUUAUCGCCGCGAACUUUUAGAAUGUUUAGACAAAUGCUUGGGAUCAAAGGCACUCGUUUGGGAUGAUGCACUCACUGGACCCUUUGGCUUAAUAGCCGAGUACUCACUUUUAAAGGAGCAUGAGGUUGAGAAGAUGUUUCCGUUGUCGGACAAGGGCCUCCCUCCCAGUAAUGUGCAAAAUAUCAUAUUUGUCACCAGGCCUAAGCUCCAACUGAUGGAACAGAUUGCUCAGAAUUUACUGCAAGAAGAACAUAAAGGAGGAUUUAGAAAAGAAUAUCACAUCAUAUUUGUACCAAGGAAGAGCUUGCUUUGUGAGAAAAAACUUAAGGAAAUGGGUGUUUAUGGGACUCUGAAUAACAUAGAAGAAUUUAAUUUGUCAUUGAUUCCAUUUGAUUCUGACCUCAUGUCUAUGGAAAUGGAGGGGGCUUUCAAGGAAUGUUACUUGGAGAAUGACUAUACCACAAUGUUUUACGUUGCCCAGUCUUUGAUGACACUACAGUUCCUGUAUGGAAUUAUUCCUAACAUUAACGGCAAGGGUGACUGUGCAAAGAGUGUGGUGGAUAUGGUGCUGAGGAUGAGACGAGAGCUUGGAGGGAGGGAACCUCAAAUAACCCCCCAAAUAGACAACCUCCUUAUACUGGACAGAAAUGUUGACCUCUUGACCCCACUCCUAUCACAGCUGACAUAUGAUGGAUUGAUUGAUGAAAUAUUUGGAAUCAAUAAUACUAGCGUUAAGUUACCUCCUGAGAAGUUUGCGUCCAGCAGUCAGUCUCCUGAGGAAGCCCCUACUGAGAAGAAAAAGAUCAUUCUGAACUCCUCGGACGAGUUGUAUGGAGAACUCCGAGAUAAAAACUUCAAUGCCGUAGGAAGUUUAGUCAGCAAGAAAGCCAAAACCAUCACAGCAGAGUUUGAUGAGAGACAUGCUGCCAAAACAGUCAGUGAGAUGAAGCACUUUGUUUCCAAACUUCCCCACCUUCAACAGAUCAGACAGUCACUCUCCAUACAUACAUCUAUAGCUGAGCUGAUUAAAGAACAUACAGACACAGAAGAGUUUAUGGAUUCUCUCAGAUGUCAACAAGAGUUUAUAAAUGGACUGGAGACAGACAAGGUACACCCAUAUGUGGAGGAUUGUAUUGGGAAAAUGGAACCUUUAGAUAAGGUUUUGAGGUUGAUAUGCAUCCAAUCCUACUGCAAUAAUGGUUUCAAACCUAAAGUACUGGAUUACUACAAACGAGAAAUUAUACAGACGUAUGGAUUUGAGCACUUUGUUACUCUUAUGAACCUAGAGAAAGUUGGGCUUCUGCGACCACAUGGACAAAGAAAUUAUCCUACUAUCCGUAAAUCUCUGAGACUGAUUGUAGAUGAGGUCAAUGAACAGAACCCUAAUGAUAUUUCCUAUGUGUACAGUGGCUAUGCCCCCUUGUCUAUCAGGCUGGCUCAACACAAUGCCCGUCCAGGUUGGAGGAGCAUCACUGAGGUCCUCAAUCUACUACCUGGCCCCACCAUUGAGGAAAUUCAGCAAAUCCCUGUAGCUCUCAGAAAGAGACGUUCUUCCAUUACUUCAUCACAUUCCAGUAUGAUGGAUCAGAAGGUGACACUUGUCGUCUUUCUCGGAGGGGUAACUUUUGCAGAAAUUGCUGCACUCAGGUUUCUAGCUCAGCAGGAUGAUGGAGGCACGGAUUAUGUGAUAGCCACUACUAAAAUAAUAACUGGUUCUUCACUACUAGAUUCUGUGAUGGAGAAAUAUUCUCCUGUACAUUUCAAUCCAUUCUAACAGUAGUUGUUUGAAAUGGGGCCAAAAGUGCAAUAUUCUAGACUGUUUUGACAAGAUUCAGAAUACAGACUGCAGCAAGAUUACAAAUAGUAAAUUUUUAAUAAAAGUACACAAAUUAUAUGUAUAUUGAAAUUCAUUGUUUGAUUUAUUGUACUGCUUUAUAAUGGGCCCCAGGAGAUGGGGCUUUUAACUACUGGACAAAAUAAAAUAGGGGUCAUGGA
Molecule: messenger RNA, 2071 nt
Organism: Saccostrea echinata
Lineage: Eukaryota; Metazoa; Mollusca; Bivalvia; Ostreida; Ostreidae
Product: vacuolar protein sorting-associated protein 33A-like
Exons: 16
Coding region: 18-1850 (610 amino acids)
Biological process (GO): intracellular protein transport; vesicle-mediated transport
Cellular component (GO): CORVET complex; lysosome
Source: RefSeq, a predicted model, not a curated record